Aureobasidium vineae is the source of this 333-nucleotide messenger RNA. NCBI's taxonomy places the organism in Eukaryota, Fungi, Ascomycota, Dothideomycetes, Dothideales, Saccotheciaceae. The record is from the annotation of a GenBank genome assembly.
AUGACUUGGAACCCAGACUCAAACAAUAAGGUAGAGCAAGUCAACAUCAAUGAGACUGUCGCAUCUCUCAACAAAAGUUCCAAAGGUGUUGCAGGUGUCGGGGAUAAGUUCAGAUCAUCUGACGGAACCACAUAUGGAGAGUUGGCAUUCCCUGAAGUAGCACCGCUCGUGUUUCCAACUUUGGACGAGCUGGCGGCCCAGACUGGACCCGAUGCAGCAAAGAAGAAGAGCAAUGUGGCGAAGGGCAUGACCUUUGUCGCAAAUUAUUGGGACAAGAGAGCUACAGCAGAAUAUGUGAGUAUCGUGACUUUAUUUCUGUUUACCUCCAACUGA